Molecule: messenger RNA, 2650 nt
Organism: Photinus pyralis (common eastern firefly)
Lineage: Eukaryota; Metazoa; Arthropoda; Insecta; Coleoptera; Lampyridae
Exons: 2
Coding region: 700-2148 (482 amino acids)
Source: RefSeq, a predicted model, not a curated record
UUAUGAAAGAUAUUGAAACGGUAAAAAUAGUUGUUGUAAAUGGUGAUAGAUGUCGCUGUCAGUCAAAUUUGAGCAUAUUUUAUCGACGCUCAAAACCAGAAUUUGUAAACGUGACGGUUCGCUGUAUUUAUAAAGUCAAGGACGUUUUCAUACCUGUUUACCUAAAUACCUACCUCGAAUUCUUUCGGGUUGUAAUUGUGACGUCAUAGAACCUUGGAUGGAUUGAUGGAUAAAGAAUUUCAAUUCCUACGAAUGUGUCGUGUCGUGUGCUUAGGUCGUGUGUCACCAUUUGCGUUUUUUACCUGUUGUCUAUAUGUUAUAUUAGAUCGUGCCUUAUCAUAGUUUAUCGUGAUUCGUGUUUAUUCCUUAUUACCUAAUUUUCUAUUAGGUAUUUCAUUAAUUGUUCACCCUUUAUCUUAUUCGCAUACAUCUUUAUUGUAUAUUACCUUUUUCGUUCUAUAACCGUGUUUCGUGUUCGUCACUUACCUCGUUGGCAGUUUGUGACUCUUGUUCAAAAAGUAAGUAUUUAAACAAUUGUAAUUACCUUAUUAUGUAAAAGCAUCUUAAUGUGUAUAUAAUAAAUGUUCCUGUUGAACGUUUAAAUAUUUUGAUUGUUGUGGCGUGUUGAUUAAACACCUAAAACUUUACACAGAUAAAAACAAUUCUAAUUGUAAUCUCUUCUUUUAGUAGCAAGAUAUUAUGCCGGGAAAUAUAUGCCACUACUACAGAUGUGGGAAGAAGAAAGCUACGGAUGGGGUAAUUUUACAUCAAUUUCCUGUUCAGGAUGUUAUUCGACUGCAACGUUGGAUUAUCAAUUCAGGAAAUGUUAAUUUGCUGAAUCUAGAGAAGUCUAAGUUGGCAAACCGCUUCAUUUGUGGAGAGCAUUUCGCCGAUAAGGACUUCAUGAACGCAAACCAUCUGAAACUUUUGAAAUCUGCCAUCCCUAUUCCAUAUUGUAAUGCUACUGCUCCUUCAGUUGAACGUUGUUCAGAACAAAUACAGAACGCUGCAAGAAUUGAUGAAGAAAUACCUUUUGAAUCAAGGACGAUCAAUCAGGACCGAAGCACUCUGAAAGUUUAUGGUAAACCUUCAUUGAUUCCUUCGCCAAACAGGCCUGUUUCUCCAAAAACACCAACGAAGGAGUUAUUGGAUGAGAUUUCACAAAUGCCCAGCCCCAAUUUUCCAAAACGAGAACUAUUUUCUUCGCUUACACAUCAGAAUGAAAAAGUCGUUACGAAGUUGAUGUCUACCCAACAAAAGCUAAGAAACCACAAAGUUCGUGUUUCAAGAUUGCGCAAAACUAUCAAGACUGCAAGGAAAAUCAAUACAACUGAUGAAAUUUUCCGGAAACAUCAAUUUUCAUCGCUGCAUUCGAAAACCCUUGCCUGUAUGCAACUGAGGAAAACUCGUGCUAGUUGGACAUUAGCAGAGAAAAAUUUUAGUAUUAUGCUGUUUUAUAAAUCGCCGGCAGCAUAUGAUUUUUUGAGAUCUAUCAAAGUUAUCCUUCCCAGCCCUUCAACAAUUAGGAAGUGGAUCGGGACUUCUAAAUUUAUGCCAGGUAUAAGUUUGAAGUUGUUAGAAGAUCUAAAAAAGAAGUUUGUAAAUGCACCUUAUCUGGAAAAAUGUUGUUCUGUCGUUUUUGAUGAAAUGGCUAUCAAAAACAAACUGGAAUAUUCAGAGGAUCUUGAUGUCAUUGAAGGUUUCGAAGAUCUUGGUUCAAUGGGACGAAAAUCGGUGCAAGCAAAUUAUGCCUUGAUAUUUAUGGUUCGUGGAUUAUACUCACCGUGGAAGAUUCCUAUUGGGUACUUUCUGAGUCGUUCAGGUGUCAAAUCGUUUGAGUUGGUGGAAUUAAUUAAGACAAUAAUUACAAAAUUGUUCAACGCUGGUAUGAAACCGAAAAUUACAAUAUGUGACCAAGGAACAAGCAAUCAGAGUGCUUACAAGCAAUUAGGUGUUACUGCUAUGACACCUUAUUUUAUGAUUAACAGUCAACGCGUUUAUUGUAUUUUUGAUACACCACAUUUGUUUAAGAACAUCCGAAAUAAUUUACUGACUGGAGACAUUUUAAUUGACAACAAGAGAAUUUCUUAUAGCGAUGUCCGCAACACAUAUUCGAUAGAUAAAGUAGCAAAAAAAGCCGAACAUUAACUGGUUUAACAGAUGCUCAUAUAUCUCCGAACAAUUUUCAACGUAUGAGUGUGAAGAUGGCAAUGAAAAUACUAAGCCAUACAAUGUCAGCUGCAAUUUCAACUGCUGUUGCUACAAAUCAAUUAAAAUCGGGAACUGCACUUGAUACCGCUGAAUUCAUAGAGUUUAUCAACAAUUUAUUUGACUGCCUAAAUAGUAGAACCAGGUAUUCCAGGAAUCCGUAUUCACAUGCAAUAGCGAAGGAUAACACACCGUAUACCAUGUUGCAAAGUAGUUUGAACACCAUUAGGAAAAUGCAGAAAGAAGAUCAUAAAACUAAAAAGUUAAGCCAACCACCAUGCUUUACCGGAUUAUAUUUAACAAUUUCAGGAGUUCUACAGCUAUUCGAUGAGGAGGUGCAAAAUAAGACAGUUAAAUUUGUAUUAACAAAUCGGUUAAACCAAGAUCCGCUAGAAAAUUUAUUUAGUAUUUAUAGGCAAAGGGGUGGUUACAACAGAAAUCC